AUGAUGUUCACGGGGGGAACACCGUCUUCGCGAGCAACUCGACAUAAGAUUCUAACAUCUUCAAAAAUAAUCAAGCUCGAGUCUGCUAUAAUUCAACAAUGUGAAUUACCGAUGUACAACACUCCUCCUGCCAACGAUAUUAGUUUAGAGGAAUUUGAUGGUAUUGCCUCACAAAGGUUGAAGCUUCUCAAGAAAUUGGAAAACUUGAAAGAACUAUCUCCUCCCGGAACAGAUGAAUUCGUCUCUCUGGCCAAGUUUGAGUUCAAUAAGUUUUUUUCUGGAGAAGAUCGCAAAAGAAAUGACAUUAUUGGACAUUAUAUUCUCAGAUUAGCUUUUUGUAGAACUCCAGAGAACAUGAAAUGGUUGAUUCAACAAGAAGUGGAUUUAUUCAGAGCACGAUUCCAAUCUCUCAAUAAUAUACAAGUUGUUGAUUUCAUGAAGGAAAAUGAUAUCAGUUUAGAAUCGGUUCUAAAAGAUGAAAAAGAAGAUUUAUGCGAAGAGCUCGCUGCAGCUUGUGCCAUGUCAGCUGAAUAUGUUCUUUCAACUGACUUUUUCAAACUCAACUUUGUCGAAGCUUUAGAAUUAGUUCGACGUAGAAAGGUCUAUCUUAAUAAGGGAUAUGCCUAUGUAUGUGCUAAUGAUCUCAGCGUUAUCAUGUGCUCGAUGUUGAAAGGUGAGAUGGGAGCAGCCAUGCUUGCCGCCGCUAAACAUCUAGCUCUCAUUGAAGAGGAAGGCCGAAUAUUACCAAGAUUGUCCCGAUUAGCCAACAAUGCUUAUGAUGGCAAGCAGUAUGAUGCGAAAGAAGCUUCCGAAAAGAUAUCUCGUCAUGAUAUUGAUGCGCUAUGUGCUGCUUCGUUCCCACCCUGUAUGAAACAUUGCCAUGCCGGACUGAGAGCUAACCACCAUCUUCGCCACGGAGGACGACGACAAUAUGGUGUUUUCCUUAAGGGAAUCGGGUUAUCAAUGGAAGAAGCUUUGUUGUUCAUGAGAGAAGAGUUCACGAAGAAAAUAGAUUCCGAGAAGUUUGACAAAGAAUAUUCUUAUUAUAUAAGACACAUGUACGGUAAAGAAGGAAAGCGAGUAGAAUACAAUUCUUUCUCUUGCUCCACAAUUAUUCUGAACAAUGCACCUACAGCUCAAGACUGCUCAGGUUGUCCAUUUAAACAUUUGGAUCAUAAUAUUCUCAAAGGAAAAUUAGAGAGAGAUUUGACAAACAAAUCACAAGUUGAAAGAAUUCUUAAUCUCUCCAAGGAGUUCGCUUUCGACAAAGCAUGUACAAGAUACUUUGAAUACUUUCAUAAGAUGGAUGAAGGGGCGCUUGGACAACUCAUCACACAUCCUAAUCAGUAUUAUGAACUUUCACGAGAGGUCCUAGCUGGAACUCGGGCCAAAGAUAAUCAUAUCAUCGUUGCACAGCCUGUUCAGGAUGAUAUGGAUUGGAACUAA
This is a messenger RNA of Auanema sp. JU1783, 1446 nucleotides long. NCBI's taxonomy places the organism in Eukaryota, Metazoa, Nematoda, Chromadorea, Rhabditida, Rhabditidae. The record is from the annotation of a GenBank genome assembly.